This is a messenger RNA of Diatraea saccharalis (sugarcane borer), 1004 nucleotides long. The record is from the annotation of a GenBank genome assembly. NCBI's taxonomy places the organism in Eukaryota, Metazoa, Arthropoda, Insecta, Lepidoptera, Crambidae.
GGUGCACGUAAAUCACCCAAGAUAGGAUGAAGCACCGAUUUCAUGGCUAUCAUCGCUUUUUAUACUAUACAGCUUUCAUGAAAACUAUUUCCAAUUUCAGUUCCAGUGGCGAUGCCGCCGCCGAAGGAAGUACCAGUCAGACAAAGAAACAACCAAAAUUUGAUCCCUCUGCGUUAUACUAUGACAUGAGCGGAGACAAGUUCUUGGUUAUUUUCAACCAUUAUGAAUAUCAAAAGACGCGUUAUUUCAAGGAUAAGCGUCCGUCAACUAGGAAAGGUACAGACGUAGAUGUAAAAGUUCUCAAAGAAUUAUUUGGAAGACUUGGCUUUAAAAUAUUUACAUAUACAGACAAAGAAUAUGAUGACAUCAUCGAAUUAAUGACUGAAAUUGCGAAUAUGGACCACUCUAAAACAUCAUGCUUGGUAGUGGUCAUAUUGACGCAUGGUGACAAGAAAGGAGUAGUGUAUGCUGCUGACCGAGGGUAUCUUCUUAAAGACGUCACCAGUCUUCUAGAGACCGGCGAUAUAGGAUUAGUCAACAAACCCAAGAUAUUCUUUGUACAAGCUUGUAGAGGAGAUAAAGUCGAUGAAGGCCGAACUGUGCGAUACGACGGAGAAGAGACGCUUGUUGUGCCAUCGCACGUAGACUUUUUGUUAAUGCAGUCUUCAGUAGAUGACUAUUUGUCUUGGAGAGAUCUCGGCGGUUCCUGGAUGAUACAAGAACUGUGCGAAGUUAUCGACGACCACCAUAGAAGUUACGACCUUCUGCAAUUAAUCACAAUCACAACCAGGAACGUAGCUUACAAGCGAGCGUCGUAUACGCCAUCUAAUAAAAGCACUCAUAACAAAAAGCAAACACCCGAAACGUGUUUUACGUUGACAAAAUUAUUGAAAUUCUAAAUGUUUUUAUUGUGAAUACAGUUGUUUCGUUUGCUUACAAACUAUUUUAAUUACAUUCUGUUUGUGCGACGAAUUUGCUUUUAAGAUUCAAUUGAUUCCUGUCCG